Messenger RNA from Chaetura pelagica (chimney swift), 2193 nucleotides. It is a transcript of the gene MPO, whose product is annotated as myeloperoxidase. Gene Ontology annotation, biological process: response to oxidative stress. NCBI's taxonomy places the organism in Eukaryota, Metazoa, Chordata, Aves, Apodiformes, Apodidae. The record is from RefSeq and is a predicted model, not a curated record. Gene Ontology annotation, molecular function: peroxidase activity; heme binding.
AUGAAGACAGAAAUCUCCCUGGGCUUGCUGGUGAUCCUCAGCCUGUUCCAUGCAUCUGUAUCUUCUUCCUAUGACCUGCUGGAAACGCUGUCAGACCAGGCCCUGCAGAGCAGCGUGGAACGGGCAAAGCAGCUGGUGGAUGGAGCCUACAGGCGCAUAAAGGAGUAUCUUCAGAAUGAUGCUUUGACCCCAGCAGAGCUUCUGAGAUAUUUCAAACAGCCUCUGGGAGGGACUCGGGCUGCUGUUCGAGCUGCAGAUUAUAUGGAAACCACCCUGGGGCUCCUUAAGGAGAAGCUGCAAUGGGUUGUGAGGAGGGACUUCAAUGUCACAGACUUGCUGACACCAUCUCAGCUGGGGAUGAUUUACAAGGCAAGUGGAUGUGACCAGCAGGACAAGAGAAUAAAUUGCGACGCUUCUCAACGUUAUCGAACCAUCACCGGCGAGUGCAACAACAGGAGAAACCCAUCACUAGGAUCUUCCAACAGAGCCCUGGCCAGGUGGUUGCCAGCAGAGUAUGAGGAUGGGGAGUCACUUCCCCACGGGUGGACAGAAGAAAAGUGUGUCAACGGAUUCCCCUUUCCACUGGUUCGACAAGUGUCCAACGAGAUCGUCCACUUCCCCACCAGUCAGAUGAGGAUGGACCAGCAGAGAUCACUCAUGUUCAUGCAAUGGGGCCAGUUUAUUGACCACGAUCUGGAUUUCAGCCCAGAGACUCCAGCCAUAGUCACCUUCAAAGGCGAGGAGGACUGUGACACCAGCUGUGCCAAGAAGCCACCUUGCUUUCCCAUCAAGAUCCCACCCAAUGACCCACGGAUUAAGGACACCAGAGAUUGCCUUCCUUUCUUCCGCUCAGCUCCUGCCUGCACCAGAGGCAGGGCCACCCGGGAGCAGAUCAAGGACGGCAGCGUCUGGUACGGCAGCGAGGAGCCCAGGGCCAGCAGGCUGAGGAACCUGACCAGCCAGCUGGGCUUGCUGGCUGUUAACCAGAACUUCACUGAUGAAGGGAGGGAAUACAUGCCCUUCGGCCCAAUGAGGAAGGAGCCCUGUCUCAAAGCCAGCAGGGGACGUCAGAUUCCUUGUUUUCUUGCAGGUGACACUCGAGCGAGCGAGAUGCUGGAGCUGGCCUGCAUGCACACGCUCUUCGUGCGGGAGCACAACCGCCUGGCCAGGAGUCUGAAGAGGCUGAAUCCCAACUGGAAGGGAGAGCAGCUCUACCAGGAGGCACGGAAGAUCCUAGGUGCCAUGAUCCAGAUUAUAACCUACAGGGACUACCUGCCUCUUCUGUUGGGAGCAAGUUUCCGGAGAUACAUUCCUCCCUACCGGGGCUACAACGAGUUUGUGGAUCCCCGAAUAUCCAACGUCUUCACCCUGGCUUUUCGGUUUGCUCAUGCUUCAGUCCCCCCAGCUGUUGAGCGCCUAAAUGAAAAUUACAAGCCCAGAGGUCCCCCAAUUCCACUCAGAAGCACUUUCUUUGCUGUCUGGAGGAUCCUGACAGAAGGUGGUAUCGACCCCCAUCUCAGGAGCCUAAUGGCUAAUCAGGCCAAGCUGAUGACACAGCAGCAAAUGGUGGUGGAUGAGCUCCGGGAUCGGAUGUUUGAGCAAGUGGAAAGGAUUGGGUUUGAUUUGCCUGCCCUCAACAUGCAGCGGAGCCGGGAUCACGGCCUCCCAGGUUAUACCUCCUGGAGACAUUUCUGUGGUCUUCCACAACCUUCUGAUGUGAAGACACUUGCUGUAGUGUUGAGGAAUCGUGACCUGGCAAGGAAGUUCAUACAGCUGUAUGGGACACCAAAGAAUAUUGACAUAUGGAUUGGGGCACUGGCAGAGCCCUUUGUGCCUGGAGGCAGAGUUGGGCCUCUCAUGGCUUGUCUCAUUGGUACCCAGUUCAGGAACGUUCGUGAUGGGGACAGGUUUUUUUGGAGGAACAGAGGAGUUUUCACUCCUCAGCAACUCUCUUCACUGGCCAAAGUCUCCUUGUCACGAAUAAUAUGUGACAACACUGGCAUCUCUAAAGUACCAAGAAAUAUCUUCCUGGCCAACAGAUUCCCUCAUGGCUUUGUGAGCUGCACACACAUCCCAAAGCUGGACCUCAGAGCCUGGAAGUCAGGGACUGAGGAACUGGCAGAGCAAGGUACAAGCUUGGAACAGCACAGAGCUGCCCAGCACAGUUGUCACAUUGGUUCCUUCAAUCCCUAG